AUGUGCAAUGUGAGGAGAAACAACAAGAACAAACUAGCUUUCCAGCCGAGAGAUAAAGUCUGCUGUACAAAGAACGGCUACGUCACAGACAGGAACAAGGAAGUGUCUCCUGAAGCAGAGGACCUGGAGAGCAGCUAUGUAUCUGACCGGGCCAGGACCAAGCAGAGACUUCCUGGUCUGGACGGAGGGGAGAGACGGAGAGGGAACGGGGCCACACAGAGAGACGGAAGUGGUGACAAAAUGAAAAGCAAAGAGAAGAAUAAAGAGCGUCUUUGUAACGGAGAGAUAUUCUUUAUUAAACAUGACGUGACAGAGGAGGAGGCGGGCUCACAGCGGAACAGGAAGCAGAGGUACUUGACUCUGGAUGAUGGUGACGGACGGACGCUGUGUGUUUCCUUCAGGGAGCUGCAGAGAGAAUGUAAACUGCAACACGCCUGGGCUAGGACCAUACACACCUUCCAGGGGUCGGAGACCGAGACCAUUGUGUACGUGCUGGGAAACGGCAGCGUCCAGACGUGGAAGCACGUGUACACGGCUGUGACACGGGGACAGAAGCGUGUAUAUGUCAUAGCCAAGCAGGAGGGCAUGGCCUCGGCCAUUAGGAGACGCAUCAUCCCGCGUAACACCCGGCUGGGAACCCCUGGUCAAAGAGCUGCUGGUCCAGCCUGGGGGGGCAGCCCCAGGCUUCGGGCCUACACAGACCACUCCUCUGGCCUCACAGACACCGAGCUGGUCUCUAAGGACCCCCUACAAAACCCCUAUAGCAGCACCCAGACUCUUCUCUACGCCCAGCCGAGCAGUCCCACUUCCAUGUCGUGUCCAGUCCCACUCUACUUCGGUCCCUGCAGGGGCUGUGGAGAAAUGAGCCUCCAACAGCUCCCUCAGGCAGAUGCCUCAGACACCUCUCUAAUGGACGACAUCACUUUCAGUCAGGCAUAUACCUGGUCGCCUAUGAACAGCAGCUCUGAGGACCCCUCUCAGGAGCAGCCCGGGUCGUGUGAGGAGGAGGAGGAGGAGGAAGGGAUCAAGAUGGAGGCUAGCAGCAGCGCUGUAGAGGAUGGACACAUGGGGAAGGCUUCACAUUUAGCUGCUCGUUCUGGGGUUGAGAGCACCCCUCCCAAGAGGACGCUCGGUCCUGACAGUGAGAAACAGAAUGGGACUCCUCAUAAACAGAUCAAG
Molecule: messenger RNA, 1179 nt
Organism: Oncorhynchus masou masou (cherry salmon)
Lineage: Eukaryota; Metazoa; Chordata; Actinopteri; Salmoniformes; Salmonidae
Product: DNA helicase B-like
Exons: 5
Source: RefSeq, a predicted model, not a curated record